This is a messenger RNA of Coregonus sp. 'balchen', 2412 nucleotides long. Lineage: Eukaryota; Metazoa; Chordata; Actinopteri; Salmoniformes; Salmonidae. The record is from the annotation of a GenBank genome assembly.
AUGCUUCCCAGUCCAGUGACUUCAACGCCAUUCUCGGUGAAGGAUAUUCUAAAGAUGGAGCAGCAACAACACCCCCACCAAGGAUUCUUCUAUCCAGAUCAAGACGCACAGAUGUCUCUGCAGCGCAUGCACAGUGCACUUCGGAGCCUUGACUUACUUGACAGUCAGGAUAAGUCAUGCUUCUCGGGGGGAACACAGAUGAAAUGCAGCCUGAGUUCGGAGGACGUUGACAUCCUGAGGGGCAGUUGUAGUUCAGCGGCUGAGGAGGAGACAAAUGGGGACCCAGGUAAAUUAAAACGAUGUCGUUAAAACACACGCAGCGCUGGCUGCUGACAUCCAAUUACAGAUAUUUCUGAAAAGAUCAUUCGAUUGGCCUCUGUCAAUUCAAGAACUGAAUUAAAAUGUCAAUUUUCGAAUCCAGGCUCUGUCGCAGCCGGCCGCGACCGGGAGACUCAUGGGCGGCGCACAAUUGGCCCAGCGUCGUCCAGGGUAGUGGAGGGAAUGGCCGGCAGGGAUGUAGCUCAGUUGAUAGAGCAUGGCGUUUGCAACGCCAGGGUUGUGGGUUCGAUUCCCACGGGGGGCCAGUAUAAAAAAAAAAUAUAUAUAUAUGUAUUCACUAACUGUAAGUCGCUCUGGAUAAGAGCGUCUGCUAAAUGACUAAAAUGUCAAUGUAAAUACCCUGAAUUAGGCUAUUUGGAUUUGGCCCCAAUCCUGCCUCUUGAUGCUGCAUGACAGCCUGCCUCUCAACAUAUAGUGCUCAUGCCCCCAACAUUUGUAUUUUCAUGAACAAUAUUAUCAGCAUUGUUUAAAGGGGCAAUAAGCAGUUGCUACAUUCAUUUUUGUACUUAUAAAUUAAUGAUAUGUACCCAUUGAUUCUUGAAGAAUAUAACAUAUUAAUUUCUCAUGAGCUUGGUUCUUCAGUAUGAAAAAAAUAAAAUGUAUGCACUCACUAACUGUAAGUCGCUCCUGAUAAGAGCGUCUGCUAAAUGACUAAAAUGUAAAAUGUAAAAAAUGUCAACUGUCGUACCCCAUCAGAACCAAAAAUAUAAGCUUGUUUUACUCCAAUGUUUGUAAACAAAGCAAAUGUAAACAAACUCUAUAUAGCCUCAAAACAUGGUUAAAACUGUCAUGUUUAUAUCAUGGAUGGUCAGUCCUUACAUCCAUAGCUCUGUCUAUGAAUUUGAGAAUGGUUACAUUUCUCCAGCCUCAUCCUCAGUUUUUUAACGAAACAGGUGCGGGUAUGACGCUUUGUUAUUGUUUCUACUGCUGAUUGCCACUUUAAUAGACGUUACAUUUUUAUAUAUAAAUUAGCUAAACCUGCUAUUUUGGAAAUGUUUUCCAAACAUAAGUUCAUGGCAAUGACGAGGCCUACCUAUAGGAGAAAAUAAAGGCUAGUAAAGGGUAAUGAAUUUACCUUCUCACCACAUUUAAAUUAAUUUCCGUGUGAGCUUCAUACUGUGACAUUGCUGGGUAUGCAUGUGAUGCAACAAUUUCAAUUGAAGUAGGCCUAACCCACUGUGCAAAAAACUGGGUGAAUCAACGUUGUUUCCACGUCAUUUCAACCCCCCAAAAACAACGUGAUGACGUUGAAUCAACGUGGAAAACUGUUUGGAUUUGCAAAAAGUCAUCAAUGUAAGGUCAUUUCGUAUUUAUUUACCCAACUUUUAACCUAAAUACAAUGACAUGGUGAUUUUUUUUGUUGAUUUCACGUUGAAUUCACGUUAGUUGACAACCAAAUGUAAAUCAAAACUGACGUCUGUGCCCAGUGGGACGUUUUUCACUAGGCAGUUUUCCAAUGAAGGUAUGUGUCUAACAUCGCUAUUUCUUAUUAUUGCAGGUAUGCUUCUUGACGAUUCGAUGGGUUGUGAUGGGGAAAAUGACAAUACCUAUUCAGACAAGCCAAAGCAAAGAUUGCGCAGAAAGCCACGAGUGCUAUUUUCCCAAACGCAGGUUUUUGAGCUGGAACGGCGCUUCAAACAGCAGAGGUACCUUUCUGCACCAGAGCGGGACCACCUCGCCAAUAUUUUAAAGCUUACUUCUACUCAAGUCAAAAUCUGGUUUCAAAACAGGAGGUACAAGUGCAAGCGGCAAAGACAAGACAAGUCUCUGGAAUUGGCUGGAUACCCACCUCCACCACGAAGGGUGGCAGUGCCCGUGUUGGUUCGAGAUGGCAAACCGUGCAUGGGAGGAUCUCAUUUAGCACCAUACAAUGUGACAAUUGGCUCUUACAAUCCCUUAUAUGGAUAUGGUAAUAACUCAUAUGGUUGCAGUUAUCCGAGUAUGCAAUCCAUACCAAGUGCCACGCAAAUGUCCAACAACCAUAUAGUUGACAUGAACCUCAUGGAAAGUGUAGAGGGGCCUUUCCAACAAGGACACUCUCAGGCAACAUUACCGGGGAUAAGAGCGUGGUGA